Molecule: messenger RNA, 866 nt
Organism: Rana temporaria (common frog)
Lineage: Eukaryota; Metazoa; Chordata; Amphibia; Anura; Ranidae
Gene: ATP6V1G1
Product: ATPase H+ transporting V1 subunit G1
Exons: 3
Coding region: 108-464 (118 amino acids)
Biological process (GO): proton transmembrane transport
Cellular component (GO): vacuolar proton-transporting V-type ATPase complex
Molecular function (GO): proton-transporting ATPase activity, rotational mechanism
Source: RefSeq, a predicted model, not a curated record
UGACGUGGUCACGUGGUUGUUCAUUGACGUGUUCCCAGUCAUCUGAUCUGACCUCGAUCAUCGGCUGAAGUCUCCGGAGAAGAAGAAGAAGGUGUCCAGGGCGAGUCAUGGCCAGCCAGUCCGCGGGGAUCCAGCAGCUGCUGCAGGCAGAGAAGAGGGCGGCCGAGAGGGUGGCGGAAGCCCGGAAACGGAAGAACAAACGUCUGAAACAGGCGAAGGAGGAGGCCCAGGCUGAGAUUGAGCAAUACCGGCUGCAGCGGGAGAAAGACUUCAAGGCCAAGGAGGCAGCUGCUUUGGGCUCCCAUGGAAGCUGCUCGGAAGAGGUGGAGAAGGAGACGACGGUAAAAAUGGCCGUUAUCCAAGAAAACUACACGCAGAAUCAAGAACUUGUAUUGGAGCAACUGCUGUCUCUUGUGUGCGACAUAAAACCCGAAAUCCACGUCAACUAUCGCAUCAACGGCUAGCGAGGAACCCGUGUGCGCCGAUGGCUUGUUCCCGCCCCCUUUAUUGCUGUUUUGUUAUUUAUUGCGGCCCGUGAUGAGCCGUUUUCCUGAAUCUAGCACCGCCCCGGUGUAGUCUAUGCAAUUUAUUAUUCUAGCGGAGGGGGCCCUUUGUGGGUGCCAGUUAGAUUAAUAUUUUACCAAAGCCGUACACGGAGGGUUAAGCUUUACAUGAGGUUGGGUCAAUGAAAAGGGAAGUAGCCGGUGGGAAUUGGUGGGACGAGGAGGAGGAGGGGUUGGGGAGUCGUCUUGUGUUUGUAGUUUGGAGGAAGGGGCGAGUAUUAGUCAGAAUCCCUACUACUGGUUCUUAGUUUGUUUUUUCCAUGCAUUCCUUCUAGAAAUAAAACCAUUUUUCUUUUUCCUUCA